Scomber scombrus (Atlantic mackerel) is the source of this 1509-nucleotide messenger RNA. RefSeq lists its product as uncharacterized. NCBI's taxonomy places the organism in Eukaryota, Metazoa, Chordata, Actinopteri, Scombriformes, Scombridae. The record is from RefSeq and is a predicted model, not a curated record. Gene Ontology annotation, cellular component: membrane; meiotic nuclear membrane microtubule tethering complex; nuclear envelope.
AGGCUGCGUUGUGAGGCAGGAUCUCGACUCGUCCAGCUGGACAGUCUGACUCAGAGGAAUCGGACGUUGACUCGGCUGUUUCAGGGAGCCAUGCAGGCUCGGGUGCUGGCGUCAGCGAGGAAGUGCGGAGCGAGAUGGGACGAAGUCAACGCCAAACUGGAAACCAUCACAGCACAACUGAAGAGUGGGAGGGGUUUGAGGCGGAGCCGGGAGGAUCUUGCCGUCUGGUUGGCCGACCUGGACGUCCGUCUGACUGAGGUCGAACACCUGACAGGAAGCACCUGCGAGAAGCUGAGACGACUGCAGACUCGGACCCGUGUUAACGCCCUGCUGCAGCGCGGUGAGGAGUUGAUCCAGCGCAGCGAGCCGACCGACGUUCAGCAUGUAGAGAGCCGCCUGCUGGAGCUGCUGAGAUGCUGCAGCCACGUCUACAACAACAUAGCACGCACACACACCAGACUGCUCAGCAUGAGACUGGUGUUUGAGGAUGACUGGAUCCUCUCUCAGGCUACAGACUCUGGUUGUCCCUCAGAGACUUUAUUAGAGGAAGAAGGAGCGCUUGAUAAACCCACUCCUCCUUCUCCAUCCUCUCCCUCCCACGAGCACCUGGGGCUCGAGUGGGACCCCUCGGUCGAUAUCGGACGCUCCGUCUCCCGUGACGACGCUGACUCUUCGUAUUUCAGCGCCAGCACAGGUAGGAAGUUCACUGUGAUUUCUGAGCUGCUGCAGCACAGAUUCAACAUGAUGUUCACUGGAUGGCAGCAGACGUUAAGCAUGGCAGUCUUUGUCACCCGAGACGGCUUGAAGAGGCGGAGCUAUCUCAGUUCCCUCGGAUCCCUUUCUGACAUCAGCAAUGACAUCAAUAACCAGGAGGCAGACCUGCGACGGGAGGAAUGGCGUGACCCCGCUCUCUUAUCGCCAGUCGCAUCGGAGGACAACAGGACUGAGCUCCUCGAGGAUCAGUGGGUGACUUCGACCCCUGACGGACAGAAGAGCGAGCCGGUCAGCUUUGACUGCUGGCGUGUGAGAGCGUGGCUCGGCGUGCAGAGCGUCUUCCUCCAGAUAGACGGACUUCCUGCUCACUACUUGGAUGAAAGCCGACUGGCCGAACCCAACCAGCUGCAUCUUCGUGUCGUUGACAGUCGGUGUAACCAUGACGACACACAAAAGCCUUUUCUUGGCGGCUCAUUUUCACCAUCACGUGACCUAAAAGCUGCGCCUGAUUGGAUGUGGCACCGACACCAAUCACAUCUACAGGAUGAAGAAGAGCCGUCCUGUUGUGAAGAUGCCGAGCGUCUUCUCUCUGAACAAAGUGUCGUAACCCCCAACAGCAGGACUCCCUCGUCCCUGCUCUCCCCAGCUCUCCUCUACCUUCUCCUGGCUGCAGCUCUGGCUCUGUUGGCCUGUCUGAUCUGGGGCUUCCUGGAGCCUCCGUGCCACCGUAGCAACAGGAUGCACCGCACCCUCCACCUGGCACUGAGAUACGUCAAUGGACCCCCGCCGACCUGA